CUUAAGAAUCUCCAUGAUUCAAAUUUCAUACAUCGAGAUUUCCAUAGUGGAAAUAUAUUGGUAAAUAUUUUAAAUAGCUAUUAUGAUACUACUAGUAUUUCUUAUAGAAUAGGAGAUCUAGGAUUAUCACGAUCAGCAAAUGAUACCUCAUCAGAUGAUGAAAUAUAUGGAGUAAUACCUUAUAUUGCACCAGAAAUAUUUAAAGGUUCAGCAUUUUCUAAAGAAUCCGAUAUUUAUAGUUUGGGUAUGAUUAUGUGGGAACUUACAACAGGUUGUAAGCCUUUUGCUAAUGUUGAACAUGAUCAUAGACUUAUUUAUAAUAUUAUUGAUGGUGUACGACCUGAAAUUACAGAAGAUACACCAGAAUGUUAUGCUAAUUUAAUGAAAAGUUGUUGGGAUUCUGAUCCAAAAAAAAGACCUUCUAUAAGUAAAAUUUGGGAUACUUAUAAGUCAUGGUAUAUACAAAUUUUAGACGCUAAUCAAUUUUACCAAGCUGAACUAAAAAGAGAAGGGUUAAUAUAUUCAACGAAGCUUCCCAAGUUUAAUGAAAAAUCUCAUCCAAAAGCUAUUUAUACAAGUAGAUUAUUAAACUCUUACAUUUCUAAAUGUUCAUCUAUAUUUACUAAAUGUUCAUCCAUCAGUUUUUCAUCAAAUGGUAUGUACUGCGCUAUUUUAAUAAAAGUAAUCUUUGGGUAG
This is a messenger RNA of Rhizophagus irregularis DAOM 181602=DAOM 197198, 696 nucleotides long. Lineage: Eukaryota; Fungi; Glomeromycota; Glomeromycetes; Glomerales; Glomeraceae. The record is from RefSeq and is a predicted model, not a curated record.